UAAAAGCAGGGCAGUGUUGCUUCACCCUCAUUUCGAACACGUCGGUUAGUCCACACGCUUUGCAAAUACAAAAUGUCGCGAAAAGUAAAUGGAGAGUGGACUCACACAAUGUGUGUGGCUCGUGAGCUGGCGAAGCUUGGUGAUGAGUUCAACGAAUGCUUCGCAGGGUGCAGUGUUCUGCCAGUGACACACAUUAGGAGUUUCACCCAGUGGACAUCGGUGAGAAGAAGAAGGAACAACAUAGGAACUGAAGAGAGACAGUUA
This is a messenger RNA of Dicrocoelium dendriticum, 264 nucleotides long. The record is from the annotation of a GenBank genome assembly. NCBI's taxonomy places the organism in Eukaryota, Metazoa, Platyhelminthes, Trematoda, Plagiorchiida, Dicrocoeliidae.